AUGACAGAAUUCGAAUCUGCAACCCUAUCAGCUGAGGAAAAGAUCGCCGAAAAAGGUUUGCCAGUCGAUGAGGUCUAUACCCCCUCGCGUGAGGUCAUGCGAGGUUGUUAUGUUUACUCUGAUAAGAUGUACAAUGACAUGUAUCAGAGAAGCCUGAAUGACCCAGACGCUUUCUGGACUGAAAUGAGUCGUAGUAUUGAUUGGAUGAGACCUUUUGAUACAGUUCACUACGAGGACUUCAAAACCGGUGACGUGCGCUGGUUCCUAAAUGGGAAGCUCAAUGCCACUGUGAACUGUGUUGAUAGAUGGGCGGCUACUUAUCCGUCUCGAGCGGCAAUAUUAUGGGAAGGCGAUGAGCCCGGCACUGACAGGGUCAUCACAUAUAAACAGCUCCUAGACAAUGUCUGCCGAAUGUCUAAUAUGUUACUCAGUUUGGGUGUUAAAAAGGGCGACAGAGUUACCAUUUACAUGCCUAUGAUACCAGAACUACCUAUGAUGAUGUUAGCUUGUGCCCGCAUUGGUGCUUUGCACAGUGUGGUUUUCGCUGGGUUUUCUGCUCCAAGCCUGAGGGACAGAAUCAACGAUGCCCAAAGUGCUGUGGUCGUAUGUGCUGAUAUCGGUGUUAGAGGAGGCAAGAAGAUUCUGAUAAAAGACAUCUGUGAUGAAGCGGUGCAGGAAGUUCGCCCUGGGUUGGUACAGAGCGUUGUAGUUUUCAAGCAUUAUAGCAAACCUGGCAUGGAAGGGAAAUGGGACCCGUCAAGAGAUGUUGAUGGUUUCGAGUUGAUGGCAGCUCAGAGACCUUAUUGUCCACCUGUUGAGAUGGAUUCGGAAGACCUGUUAUUCAUGUUUCGCUAUUGGGACCUUAUUCAGAAGUAUAAAAUCAAUCAGUUCUACACGGCUCCUACUGCGAUCAGAGCGUUGAUGCGAUUUGGUGCGACGCCGCUGGAGGGGUAUGAUCUGUCGUCGUUGAGGGUGUUGGGUAGUGUCGGUGAGCCAAUCAAUCCUGAGGCUUGGAGGUGGUAUUAUAAUGAGGUCGGCAAAGGCAAGGUACCUAUCAUGGACACGUAUUGGCAGACCGAGACGGGCGGGAUUAUGCUAACACCGAUGCCUUAUAGAGCACUCAAGCCGGGAUCGGCGACGAAGCCUUUCUUUGGCAUCGAGCCAGCAUUGCUGGACCCAAUGACUGGGAAGGAGGUAGAGGGUAAUAGUGUCCAUGGUCUGCUGGCUAUCAAGAGGAGUUGGCCUUCGAUGAUCCGCACUGUGUAUGGCGAUCACAGUCGAAUGACACAACUUUACUUGGAGCCGUAUCCUGGUUACUACUUUACUGGUGAUGGUGCUGUUAGGGAUCAUGAUGGGUAUUAUUGGAUAACUGGCAGAAUCGAUGAUGUUAUGAACGUGUCGGGUCAUAGACUGGGUUCAGCUGAGAUAGAGCACGCUUUAGUACAAAGUGCAGCGGUCUCGGAAGCUGCUGUGGUCGGCUGCUCUCAUCCGGUAAAAGGCGAGGGUAUUUUCUGUUACGUCAUUUUGAAUGAGGGGUUCCACGAGUCGGAGGAUCUGAUUAGAGAAUUGAAGCACGAAGUAAGAAAGUCUAUUGGACCCAUUGCUACCCCGGAUGUCAUCCUGUGUGUUCCGGGAUUACCCAAGACUAGGUCGGGUAAAAUAAUGCGGAGAAUUUUAAGAAAGGUGGCCAACAGGAUCUAUAACGAUAUGGGAGAUACGUCGACUUUGGCAGAACCAGAAGUUGUCGAGGCCAUUGUUAUGAGAGCGAGGGCUCAUCAUGGCGAGGAUAUGAGGAAGGGAACUUUCUCAACGCACUUACAAUGAUUAUCAUAAUUUCACUAUUAUUUCUCUAUUAUUUUAUGAGCCUGCUCGCUGUGCGCGGAAGACUCUGACCGUUGGAAGCUGAGCUCAACG
Messenger RNA from Perkinsus marinus ATCC 50983, 1914 nucleotides. Its product is annotated as acetyl-coenzyme A synthetase, putative. Gene Ontology annotation, molecular function: acetyl-CoA synthetase activity. The coding region runs from base 1 to 1824 and encodes 607 amino acids. Gene Ontology annotation, biological process: acetyl-CoA biosynthetic process. The transcript has 15 exons. NCBI's taxonomy places the organism in Eukaryota, Perkinsozoa, Perkinsida, Perkinsidae. The record is from RefSeq and is a predicted model, not a curated record.